Molecule: messenger RNA, 1711 nt
Organism: Sphaeramia orbicularis (orbiculate cardinalfish)
Lineage: Eukaryota; Metazoa; Chordata; Actinopteri; Kurtiformes; Apogonidae
Gene: fars2
Product: phenylalanyl-tRNA synthetase 2, mitochondrial
Exons: 10
Coding region: 61-1425 (454 amino acids)
Biological process (GO): phenylalanyl-tRNA aminoacylation
Cellular component (GO): cytoplasm; mitochondrion
Molecular function (GO): ATP binding; tRNA binding; phenylalanine-tRNA ligase activity
Source: RefSeq, a predicted model, not a curated record
ACGACCGUCAGAUUGGAUCGAGUAACAAACUCAUACGUUCAGCUUCAUGGACCGAUCAUCAUGAGACUCCGCCUCUUGCUCCUCCCCUCCCUCCGGUCUAAGCUCCACCCCCCACCCCGCCACUGCUGCUCGUCAUCCCCGAUAACCAAUGGGGUCGCGUCGCGGAGACGCUUCAGCACAGAAGGCUCCGCCCCUCGGCCUGUGAUUGGUCCAGACUCGGUGGAGGUGUUGGGUUACUCGUACCCCCGCGAUGACUUCACCAACGUGACGCCGAAGAUCUUAGAAAAAGUCGGGCGCAACCUCCACAAUCAAUCCCAUCAUCCUCUGUGGCUGAUCAAGGAGCGAAUCAAAGCUCACUUCUACAGUUCGUACAUGGGCCGAUGGGGGAACCCGCUGUUCUCCGUCCACGACAACCUGAGCCCGGUCGUCACCGUGGAGCAGAACUUCGACAGCUUACUGAUCCCGCCCACCCACCCCAGCAGGAAGAAGGGCGACAACUACUACCUGAACAGGGCAACGAUGCUCCGGGCUCAUACCUCCGCCCACCAAUCAGACCUGGUCCGAUCUGGGCUCGACGCCUUCCUAUUGGCCGGAGAUGUUUAUAGGCGGGACGAGAUCGAUGCCAGUCACUACCCGGUUUUCCACCAGAUGGAGGGAGUCCGACUCUUCUCCAACCACGAGUUGUUUUCUCAGGUCAAGGAUGGACACCAGUUGUCCCUGUUUGAGUCGGGAGGUCGACGGACGCCUCAGAAACAGGAAACGCACACUCUGGAGGCGGUCAAACUGGUGGAGUUCAACCUCAAACAGACGCUGACGCGACUCAUCACCAACUUGUUCGGAGACUUGGAGGUCAGAUGGGUCGACUGUUACUUCCCCUUCACUCAUCCCUCCUUCGAGAUGGAGGUGCGUUUCCAUGGCGACUGGUUGGAGGUUCUGGGCUGUGGAGUGAUGGAGCAGGAGCUGCUGAACUCUGCGGGGGCGGGGAAUAAACUGGGCUGGGCCUUCGGACUGGGUUUGGAGAGACUGGCCAUGGUUCUGUACAGCAUCCCCGACAUCCGGCUGUUCUGGAGUCAGGACGAACGCUUCCUCAAACAGUUCAGAGUCCAGGACAUCCAUCAGCCCAUCUGCUUCCAGCCUCUCAGUAAAUACCCCCCCCUCCACAACGACAUCUCCUUCUGGCUGCCGGAUGACGGAUUCACCGAGAACGACUUCUACGAGCUGGUCCGGUCGGUCGGAGGUGACCUGGUGGAGAAAGUGUCGCUGGUGGAUGACUUCACGCAUCCAAAGACCGGGAGGCGGAGCCACUGCUAUCGCAUCGUCUAUCGUCACAUGGAGCGAACUUUGACCCAGCAGGAGGUCGCCGUCGUCCACGGCCAAAUCCAACAGGACGCCGAGAGCGAGCUGGGCGUGCAGGGCCGAUACUGACGAACAAUCGCACACGCACACACACACACACACACACACACAGAGGCGUUGAACUCCUCAUCACGGCGCCGCUGUGAUUCCUCGCCGCAGGGGAAACGUGUCAACUUUAAUACAGACGAUACGCGAUUCUGAGACGCCGGCAGCGAAUCACACAGACACACAACGACACACGACAGACACGCAAAGAUACACAGACACACACACAGACACACACAGAGGCAUGAUGAUGCUCAAAGACACACACGACACAGAUGCACACAGACGCACAAUACCACAAAAAGACACA